GGAAUGUUCAAUAUUACUUGUGUACUAAGGAAAUUUAUAAGAGAUGGAGCUGAGUGGAAUAUUGAAAUAUUGUUAAAUAGGUAUGUGCAAUACAUCCACAGAGUAUUUUGAAUUUGUAUAUAUUCGAAAUAACCAUUAAUAUGCCCGACUAUGAUCGUAAAACGAAGACAUGCAUCAUUAUUAAACUUCCAUUUUUCAGCGUUUCACAAACUGUACGCUGAUACUUUCGUCGAAAGUCUCUUUCAGUUCGUUUUAUUUGCACGGCAUUCUUCCUUUUACAAUAUUUUAGUCAAAUUGAAUACCAAAGCGAUCCCAGCAAUUUGUAUACAGUGAUAUAUAUGUCAUGUUAAAAGAAUUUCUACGCUAGCAUACUUCGCUCGCUAUGUACACAAUGGAAAUAACAAAUCAAGAAAAACAGAUUCCUUCACGGGGAUUGAAGCAAGUGAAGGUAGAUAACUGGGGCACUUUCUUUCUUCAAAGACUUCAACAACUUUAUUUUGAAGAAGAAUUACUUGAUCUUACAAUCAAAUUUCCCACCAGUGAUAUCACUGUUCAGGCUCAUCGUUUAGUUGUAACAACAUGUACAGAUUACUUCAUGCAACUGGAACGUGAGCAAAAAGAAAAAGAUGAAAAUUUUGAUGGGGUAAUUAUCAUGCCAUCAGAUAUGCCAUAUGAAUGCGUGAAAUCAAUUAUAAGCUUUAUGUACACUGGUCAGUUAGAGUAUUGGACUUCUGAGCAACAUGCUUUGUAUCGUACUGCACAGAAAAUGAACAUGACUGUUUUAACUAAAUUACUUGAUGCACAAUUUAAUACUGCUUCUCUGCAAAAUGAGCAUAUGGUAAAAUGUAACACUCGACCAGCAACAGCAGUUUCAAAGCCUUCAACAUCCAACACAAAACCAACAACUACUUCCAUUUCAUCUUCAAAUCAUUCAAAUCAACCAUUACCAGGUAGAAAGCUUCCCAUUUGGAAAAGAAAAUUAGAUACAUCACAAAGUAUGCCGUCACUUAAUUAUGAAAUGCGAACAUUCCAUGGGAUGCCGUCGACAAAUAGGCCUACAGAGGUAACUCCUGGACCUUCCCGAUUUGAUCUCCCUGAAGCCGAGGAGUUUGCUCUUGGGGUGUUCUCGUCUUUCGACGAUAUUACGUACAAUACAAAACCUAUCGUUCAAGCGCCAGACAAUUGUAAAAGAGAUAGUUCACCUAGUGGCAAAUGCUCUCCAGAUAGAGAUAGUAAAAAUGAUACAACCGAAGAUGAGGAAGACGAAGGUCAUCCGAACGAGAAGAGUCUAAAAGAAAUGAAUUCCGACGACGAUUGGUCCGUGGCUAGAUGUUUUCAAAGGAAUCAAGAUACACAACCUUCGCCAUCUAAGAGAGUGCGAUUUGAUCUGGAAGAGAAAGAAAACAUGGAGAAGGGGAAAUCAUCUUACCGAACAAACUCGGAGGAUUCUAUCAACAAUCACGCGAAAAUUAUUCGGGAAGUAUUGAAGAAAUAUCCACAUUUAGUGAAAAAUAACAAGAAUAUACGUUUGAAAAUCAUGCAAAAAGAAGCAAAAUCUUCGGAUAGCAAUUCAACGAGCAAAACGAAAGUCUCUUAUGUAGUUUUGAAAUCUGACCAUUUGAUGUCAAGUAAUAACAGCGAAGAAACCGAGACAAAGAGUAAUGGAAGUGUGGACGGCGAGACCGGACCAUGGAAAUGUAAUAAAUGUGAUUUAGAAGAGGAGUACACGAACUACUACAUGUACAGAAGACACAUGCAAGAUGUGCACGAAGAAAAAUUCGAUCCGCGAGUUUGCGAGCAUUGUGGUUAUAAAGCAACCAAACGAAAUAUUCUGAUGUAUCAUCUUUAUACAAAACACAAUGUGCCUCCUCCGAAAAGCAUGUGUUUCCCAAAAUGUCAGGCGUGUUCUUACGUGGCAUUAUCAGAAACGCUUUUGGUGAGACAUCAGAUUAAUCACAAUCAUCGACCAACGCCACGUCAACAUUCGUCAACUGCUGAAGAAAUACAAUGUAUGCAAUGUUCACAAACGUUCAAAGACGUUACUGAGUUGACGACUCAUGAAAUUAAUGCAGGUCAUGGAAACUUGUCUGAGGGCAAAGAAAAGGGCCAUCGUUGUACUCACUGCGGUAAAGUUUUUGUACGAGCCACAAAUUUGCAAGUUCAUCUCGAUUGCGUGCACAAGGAUUUGCGCGAUUCGGACACAGCAUCAGUAUCUAUGCCACCGAUUUCUUUAGAGCCUUCUUCGGAAGCAGAAGCCUUGAGUCACGUGGCUAGUGGUAUAGCGACUUCUUUAAGUGUUGGAGAUAGCGUUCCUGCGGAAUCUCAGGAUGGAACAUCGAAUGUGUCGGAAUACAUACCGGAGAUGCAGUUAAAUAAUAUUUCGCACGAAAUGACUUACAACACACACGAACUGGAUGGACAGCAUAUGAUAAUGUUGAUUGAUAACGAUAACUACCAGCAGCAGGAGAACGGGCAACAGCCACAACAGCCACAACAAUUAAAUAUUACAGAUAAUGAGCAAAUCGUAAUGCAAGGUACAGAGGAUGGGAUGAUCGUUUAUAUUCAUGGAACUGAAGAAGUGGAGAGACAAACAUACGACAAUUAUCAGUCGGAAGAACUUACAGAAGAGACUGAGGAGAUAGUAGAGGAAGUGGUUGAAGAGGUUGAAGAGAAAGUGAUGGAGGAAGAUAUGCAAGUCGAACAAUCGGAAAUAUUGGAGGAAUGCAGUUCUGAUCAAGUAGAAGAAGUUAUACAAUAUGUGGAAGAGCAGACAGAAAUAGUGGAAUAUGAUGAGCAAUGCAGCGAACAAAGUAACAGUGUAGGCGAAUCGCAGGAAUCAGUUAUGAUUAUCGAAGAAGAGCAUGUUGAAGGAGAACAAGAAGUGGAAAAGAAUAAUAAGCAAAUUAAAACUAGUUUUACAGAGUGGGAUGAGGACAGUAGAGAAUUAGCUGAAUCAUAAAUAAUAAUAUUCUUAUAUUAGCCUUUUCGUUUCUUAAGUUUCAUUAGUGUCUAUAACUAACAAAAUGGCAUGUUUCAAUUGCAUUUCAUUUACUUUUUCCUCUGAUUUCUGCGCAGUAGAUUAUAUACAGACACGGAACAAACAAUGUAAAUGAACUGUUUUACUUUUAAGGAAUAUGGAAGUAACAUUUCAAUUAAUUCGGGAAAAUUGAUUUCAAUUUCGAACUUUAUUUUAGAACACAAAUAUUUGUAUAUAAAGCUUAUACAUAUGUACAAUGUAUUCAAUCGUUAGAGAUUUAAUUUGAUCUUUAAUGAAAUGGAAUUAUAAUUACUAUAUAAUUUUCAAUUUUUUUGAAUAUACAGUUGCACAAGUGUGGCAGUGGAUAAAUAUGAAAUGCAAAGAACAAAGAGACACAAAUAAUUUCUAAUUAAUUGCUAGCUGCACAUGUUCAAUGCAAAUAUUAAAAAAAUAAAGAAAGUAGAAGUAAUACGUUUCUUUCAGAAAUUCUAUAAUGUUUCAUCAACUUGAAACUCUAUAAAGUUCGAUGAUUAUUCAUUGAUAUAAAUAAUUAUAUAAUUUGAUAAAAGUUAUUUGUGCAAAGUGUUUCGCGUAAUUUUAAUAUGCAAAGUAUUUAUUUUGAUGUUCAGAUAAACAAAAGAAUACUGAAAUAAAAAGAUUGUACUCAAGCGACAAUGAUGACUAAAAUGUUAUCAUUUCUUUUAUUAUUACAAAUUUAUUAAUAUACUUUUUUGUUGGAAUUAAUACAAUAAAAAAAAAAAAAAAAACA
Messenger RNA from Heterotrigona itama, 3746 nucleotides. NCBI's taxonomy places the organism in Eukaryota, Metazoa, Arthropoda, Insecta, Hymenoptera, Apidae. The record is from the annotation of a GenBank genome assembly.